GAAACAUUCGAUGUUCGAGUUAAUUUAAAAUUAUUUAAAAAUGGCGGCUUCCAUGAUUGGAAAUCAAAUUUUGUCACAAGUUCAGAAUUUGAACUCUGUAAAACCAUUAUACCAGAGAUGCUUAGAACUGGAGAAAGUUUUGAAGAAUACAAGUACAAAGGAAUUAAAGAAUGUGCUGCCUUUUUUACUGGAGAACAUAUUUGGGUAUGGACAAAAUCCUGGCUGGGGGUUAGACUUGAUCAACAGAUCCUCCAAUUCCCAGGACUUUGAUAACCUCAGAAGACUGCUGGCCCCCGAGGGGACCCUCCUGUCUCUAGUGUACAAUCUGAUGACUGAUUCAUUCUACGAAUUUCCAAUAAACAGUCUACCUAUGCCAACACAGCAUUUGAUUGAGGAUGGUAGUUUGCCAAUCUUUUAUGCCAACAAACUUCAGUAUCUGAAUUUUGGCCGACCAGUCAUUGUACUUAAUGCCUAUGAGCUGUAUAUGUUUCACCUUGCCUACCAUCUCGUCAAUCCGAGUGUUCAGCGACACAACUGUAACUGGAGUAACAUAACUGACUCUCUGUACCCUGUACUGAUUGAUGAUUACCUGAAUUAUUUCUUGCCAUUGAAUAAAGACAGUCUCCCUAAGAUGCCCACAGUCCAAGCAGUUGUUCGUAGUCCAGUUGUCCACUCUCCAAUGGCAGGGAAGUCCUUUAACAUGCCCUCCUCUCCGCCUUCCCCACAGCGACCCAGUCUACUGAAGUCGAGCUUUGUGUCAGCCCAGAAGCAGCACGCCCAGACAGCAGCAGUGAUAACUCAAGGGGAGACAACUGAGACCUACCGAUCAGACACUCUCAUACAGGUGUUUACUGAGUUUUGGUUGAACCAGAAUCCCAUCAGCAUUGACCGACAAUCAUUCUCUCAUACAGCCUCGCCACCGUAUGACCUGAGAUUACAAAGAGGACCGUACCAAUACUGGUUUGAGAAUUUCAUGCCCAGCACGAACCAUGUACGCCUGGUGAGAAUGCUGGUGAAACACGUCCAUAACUUUGUCAACACCGCUAAACCUGAGGUGGUCUCCUCACCCUAUCAAAGUCACAUCACUUCAACACUAGACGAGUUCAAAAAGUCCCUGAUACCGUACAUAAUACAGAAGAAACUCUAUACAUUCCUCCGGCAUGGCUUUGAUAGAUGGCCGCUGGACUGUUCCUUCAGACUUCUUUUAGAGACAUGGUUGACCUACAUUCAGCCCUGGCGGUACAUUUACAGUAAGUCCCAGACAGGACGGAGGGACAGUGAUGUUGGAGACCAUAAAACAGUGGAGGAAAAAUGGUUUCCCUUUGUGGAGGAUAAUCUGUUGUUUUAUACAGUUCUAUAUCAGGAGUUUACACAGAGGGUGUUCAGGAUGGAUCUUACUACACAGUUCAAUGCCUGCAUGCUCUACAGGGCAAACAAGGUAUAUAGUCUGCCAAACUUAUCAAACAUGGUAUUUAGAGCUGAGAGGGAGAUGUGUAGUGCUAUAAGGCUGGGUCGUCCUGGGAGUCACGACCUGGGAGGGAGCUAUAUCUCCCCGGAGACCAGCGUGUCCCUCCACUCACAGAUCACAGAGCUGGAGAAACCUGGCUUCCAGUACUGCAGAAUGUACAGCGAAGAAAUGAUACAUAUGAUGAAAGCUAUUCUAGGACACAUAGAAGUUGCCAAGCAAACCCUCAUAGCUUAUGAAGAGUCUGUCAAGAAAACCAGAAAAUCGGGACUGGCAGCCAUAUUGGAUGUUUCAUCUUGGUUCCAGGAUGACCAGAGCAUGGGGGAUAUGUCCCCGUCAGAGGUUAAAAAAGUGCAGUCGUACCUGGACACAGCAGCCUCUAACAUAUGCUAUAUAUUUGAGAUUGAAACUCAUCCUUAUGCUUCAAAACAAAUGUCUUCACCGAAUCAAUUUGAGCAGUCCUCCUUUUUGGAGAGCUCUUUAUUGUCGAAUACAAUACCAGACUGUGAAGAAACAGAGGAUGGGUUCACAUUGACACCACAUGGGAGAUACCAGUUGAAGAACAAGAUGAGGAAGUUUGAUGUUGUAUAUCAAGGUGACCCAGAUUUACAGCCAAUCAGAAGUUUUGAAAAUGCCACAUUAGUUCGUCUGUUUCAUCAAUUCUGUAACUUCAUUAAUACUCAGUACGGCCAGGAUAUUCAGAACCUGUGUGACAGGAAUGACCUUAUAGGACAGAUGGCACAAGUGUAUUUUGCUCCACUUCUUCCAUUCGACAGUAAAUUAAACUCUCCGAUAUCCAGCAGACAGAGACAAGCUUUACAGAGACCCCGACUCAGCCUCCGACUGCUGGCCAGCUACCGGACUCUAGUGUACCUCGGACUUUUCUACAUGAUACUCACUCUAUGGUGGGGGGUCGGCCCAGUGGGAUUCUGUUUCUGUGUGAUGGGAUUAGUGUUACUGUAUGGAUUUUUCUCUGCCAUGAUUCACAGAUCAAAAGUUAAAAAUGAUUAGAUGUAAAUUAUUAUUUGUUUAAUGAAAUGUCAAAAUUGAAUGAAAUGAUACAAUGGAUUGUAUAAGCUACAUGUAAAUAGAGUAGAAUGGACUAGAAACAACUGAUGAAGCUGUACAUGUAUUUCAUGCAAGUUCUGAUGUAUGGAAAUCCAAAGGGUUCAAAUUUCAACUGUUAUUCCUUAAAAGUUCAAAUCUAAAGCUUCUAAUAGGUUGUACAGUAAAACUCAUUUAUAACGAAGUCACGGGGACCUAUGAAUUUACUUCGCAAUAUCCAUAAUUUGUUAUAUCCUAUAAGGAAUACGUUAAAUUUAUAUAGCUGGGGAUCCAAAAUAACUUCGCUAUAACCGUAAAUUCACUAUAUCCGUGUUCGUACUAAACGAGUUUUGCUGUAAAUGGUAAUUCAUCUUAUUUGUUGUUUCCUGUGCAAUGCACAUUGGCAUAAUGUAGUUCUAUUUACUUAACAUGAAUUGACAAAUCAUUAUAUAAAUUUAUAGAUUACAGUUUAAAUGUUAGGAUUUCAGCAGUUGCAGAGUAGAAAUGUUCAACCCUUUGGGUCUCUGUAUGAUUCAGCUUUAUUUCAUUAUUUUGAGAAUGUAUUUUAAUAUGUAUAUACAAGAUACUGACAUUCUCUGUAAUAAUAUAUUUAUUU
Molecule: messenger RNA, 3125 nt
Organism: Saccostrea cuccullata (small rock oyster)
Lineage: Eukaryota; Metazoa; Mollusca; Bivalvia; Ostreida; Ostreidae
Product: sphingomyelin phosphodiesterase 4-like
Exons: 18
Coding region: 41-2476 (811 amino acids)
Biological process (GO): glycerophospholipid catabolic process; ceramide biosynthetic process; sphingomyelin catabolic process
Molecular function (GO): sphingomyelin phosphodiesterase D activity
Source: RefSeq, a predicted model, not a curated record